AUGACGUCAGCAGAAGCGUUACCAACGGAACCGACGCAGAUGUGUGAAACACAUGUAACAUUACUGGCUCUUUAAGGGCACCGGGGCUUCACUUUUCACCGUCACACUGCGAGUGGUAGUAAGUCAGACGGUCAUCUUUCUGGCUCUUCACUACUAUCACCUGUGGAUUUGACCGUUUUAGGAACAGAGUACCUCUAAUGAAGGUAACAGUGAUUAGCUGAGCUAGCAUAGCUGGUGAACUUUUAUCCGAGAGCCACUUCCUCCUUGUGUCGUUCGAGGUCGUUCUGUAGCAAUCAAAGGAUCGCCAGUUGUUUCCUGGACACUAGCCAUGAAGAGCCUUCCGUAUUUCUGCCGGGGAGAGGUCAUUAGAGGUUUCGGGAGAGGAAGCAAAGAACUCGGAAUACCCACAGCCAAUUUCCCCGACUCAGUGGUGGACCAUCUUCCAGCAGAUAUCAGCACUGGGAUCUACUACGGCUGGGCCUGUGUCAGUAAUGGGGAUGUCUACAAAAUGGUGAUGAGCAUUGGCUGGAACCCAUACUACAAAAAUACCAAGAAAUCCAUGGAGACUCAUGUAAUUCACACAUUCAAAGAGGACUUCUACGGGGAGAUUCUCAGCGUUGUCAUGGUCGGCUACAUCCGUCCAGAGAGGAGCUACGACUCACUUGAAGCCCUCAUCACGGCCAUCAACAACGACAUCGAGGAGGCCAAGGCCAAACUGGACCUUCCGGAGCAUCUCAAACUGAGAGACGAUAACUUCUUCACCAGCGCCGGCAGCUCGCCUUCAGCCCCGCCCCCCAACACCGCAUCCACAUCACAGACUAUUAUGAAUGGUCACUGACAGCUGGCUGUGACUGCGCCACUUUGUACACACACACACACACACACACACACACACACACACACACACACACACACAUCAGAACAACACAGAGGUUUCUAUGAACACACAGGUGCGUCAUUAAAAUGCACGGCCUCAUUCUGUGAUCUCUCUCCUGUUGCCAUGGCAGCAAAUGGACUUCUCAUAAACAACCAAUCUUUUUUAUUUUAUUUAUUUUUGCCGCUUAAUUUCCUGUAAGGCCGUCAUGUAAUAGAUUCUGUUUAUUUGUGUACAGUAAUACCAGAUUGCCUCUUAUACAGCACAGCUCCGUAUGAAGCUGUAGGGGUAGGACAGUAGGGGUAGGACAGUAGGGUUCAUGAUGACGACGGUGGCCACAAAAUAAAAUCAGUUUUGUCAUACUCUGUAUAAAAAGAACAACAUAAACAGGCUUUAAACUUCACUUUGUCAUCACCACAUUGCCAUGGUCGAAAAACAUCCCCUCCCCCCCUGACUUUGUCACAGUCUGUUGCAUUUUCUUUCUGGGCAUUAAUUACCUGUCACAAAAACACCAGUUGCACCGUCGAACGACUUUAUGCAACAACGUGGUUAAAUGAAAGUCAUCUGUGUGGAAACAAGGAGGUUACAUCUGGAAAUAUUAUAAAUAUAAUGUUAAAAGUAUCCUUGCUUUCUCCUUUCAGCCCUCUGCUGUUUUCUCACUGCCCUCAACAUGAAUCAACCUGCUCAUACUGCAGAUUAGAUUUAGUUAUAAAUUGUAGAGAAUAUUUAAUAACCAACAGUAUGGUCAGUUAUCUAAUGAAGGAUGUACACAAAUGUGUGUUUUUUUACAUAAUUUAAACGUGUCUGUCCUCUGGAUUUGAGUCGCACUGUAAUGUAAUUAAACUGUUCUCCCUCUUCCAGUGUGCUGGACGGAUAAAAGAAUUGUUGAAGAAAGCGAUCGAUAGUCCAGGAAAUAUAAAGACUGAAUUUGCCGAGCCUGGUCUUCUUAUGCAGGACGGUUCAUUUCUCGCAGCUUCUCUGAUACUUGGACCCUCAGUCUCUGUGCGGUUAGUUACAGAUGGUAAAUAAUUGAUAGAUGAGCUGAGAUAGAAAACGGUCCUCACACAGCUCUUGUUCUCUGCUCUGACGGUUACAAAGGGCAAAACUCCUGAGGCAUUUGAACCAACCGCAAACUAUAUCAGAUGAUCCUGCAGAAGUGUACACAGUAAAAACCUACAAUACUACAUUAUGAUUAUCUUCGUAAACAUUGCAUUUUUUUAAUUUUAAGAACCCUGUACGUUGUUUUAAGUACCUCUACUUUUGUUUUUCUAGGUCUGCGUGUGUGUGUGUGUGUGCGUGUGUGCUCGCACCUAUUUAACUUUUACAGAGCAAAUACUACAAAACUACAAACAUGUAAAGCCCUCUGAAGACUUGUACAUACUUGUUUUAAAAGAUGAUAUAUAUAAAAGUGUCGCUGAGUGAUUUUGGAUUUGAAAUCGGGAUUGUGUUUUUAGUUUUUUUUAAACGUUCAGGGGGGUGAAAGAAAUUAAAAAAAAUACUGAUGUUUGUAAAGCAACAGUCGCUGUAACCCUCUCCAAAGAAGAGCUGAAAGUGUUUGUUCUGUUGGUUCCUUUACUGACAGGAAAGUCGGGUUUGUCUAAAUGCGUGAAAAUGGUGAGCGGUGAAGCUGACCUAGAGAAUAAAGCACCAAGGCAGACAGCCCUACUUCACUAUAAUGACACAUUCACUGUUAAAGAAAGCUUUCCUUCAUGAUUAAUGCUACACCAUCCAUCAUGUCAGCUGUCUAAAGCACUUAAUGUACAUAAGAAAUCUCCCUGUAACCCUCAUGUUGCUUCUUCAAAACCUGUCUGAGAUAAUAAGAAGGAUGUUUUCAUAACUUUUGUCUUGAUGCGUUUUUGCAACAAGUGUUUUACCCGGUCGUUGUUUUAAGUACCUUCAUCCACUGUUGUUUACACAGGGACCAGAGUUACAGCAUGGUUAGUUUAAAGCUCCAUACAUCUCUAAUGUUUGUCAUUCUUCUGUUCAAUAUCAUUUUAACAAAUAAAUAGUUUUAUCAAAAUACA
Molecule: messenger RNA, 2898 nt
Organism: Labrus mixtus (cuckoo wrasse)
Lineage: Eukaryota; Metazoa; Chordata; Actinopteri; Labriformes; Labridae
Gene: rfk
Product: riboflavin kinase
Exons: 4
Coding region: 329-838 (169 amino acids)
Biological process (GO): riboflavin biosynthetic process; FMN biosynthetic process
Cellular component (GO): mitochondrion
Molecular function (GO): riboflavin kinase activity
Source: RefSeq, a predicted model, not a curated record